AUGGUAAAUGAGCUUUCACCUUGCUGCUGCGAGUGCCUCUAUUGUUGUCCAAACCCAUUAUCAUCCACGUACAACGAGCUCUUCAUCAUUGACACCUGUCAAGGCGCCUCCAUGUAUGAAAGAUUUUACUCUCCAAACAUCAUGGCUUUGGCCAGCAGUCAAGUUGGAGAAGACUCCCUGUCGCACCAGCCAGAUUUGGCCAUAGGAGUCCAUUUGAUGGAUCGUUACACGUUCUACAUGCUGGAGUUCCUUGAAGACAUCCAUCCUGCAAGCAAAACCAACAUGAAUGAUCUGUUCAAAGUGUGUCCAAAGAGUCAGUGUGUGUCCACUCCAGGCCAUCGUACUGACCUGUCCUGA
Maylandia zebra (zebra mbuna) is the source of this 357-nucleotide messenger RNA. NCBI's taxonomy places the organism in Eukaryota, Metazoa, Chordata, Actinopteri, Cichliformes, Cichlidae. The record is from RefSeq and is a predicted model, not a curated record.